AUGACGGGGGGUGGGGUGGAUUAUGCUUAUGGUGGUGGCGCGGACCUGAGACUUGUUGGCCCGAAGGUUGAGGAAGGGGCGGGCGAGUGUGAGGGUGUGGGGCCUGAUGAAACCCCUGUGGAGUCGGCCCGUGGGAGUUUGAAGGGAAGAGGGGUUUUGAUCGGAGAAGAAGGGAGGGGAAAGGGGAGCGGGGCGGGGGCGGCGGAAGUGGGGGAGGAGAGGGACAAAGGGAGCCGGACGCGGGUUGGGGCGAGAGCGGAAGCAGCGAGAAGCGGCGAGGCAGCGGAGCAGAGGCAGGGAGAUGGAUCUCGGCGCCGAGAAAGAGGCACAGAGGUGGGGCGGCUCGGUGGUUCGAUGGCGGCGUGCUCGGAGGGCACGAAGAAGUGCUGCGGGCGGUCUGCUUGGGGAAGGCGGCGUUCGGAGGGAAAGCUUGGCGGAGGGCCCGGCGGAGGCGGCGCUAAAGCGGUGGAACGGCGACGGCGGUCGCGGCAAGGACGGGCGGAGCUGCGGACGGCCGCGGUGACGAAGGCGGACGAAGGCGGUGGCAAGGCGGCGAGGCGGGCGGCGACGGCGGACGAAGGCAGUGGCGAGGGUGCUCACGGUGAGGAAGAUGAACAGACCCGUUAG
This is a messenger RNA of Phoenix dactylifera (date palm), 627 nucleotides long. The record is from RefSeq and is a predicted model, not a curated record. Lineage: Eukaryota; Viridiplantae; Streptophyta; Magnoliopsida; Arecales; Arecaceae.